AUGCUGGUAUUGUAUAUAAAGCAAGUGCAAUGGUUUGCUCAUCACGUUGCAGCACGACUCAACGCUCCGUUUGGCGAACAAGCUAGGGUUACUGUGCACACUAAUUUUACCUGUACCCUUGAUUUCACAUUGGAAUCUCUUCCUCUUCUCGCAGAGAGCACCAG
Molecule: messenger RNA, 164 nt
Organism: Dicrocoelium dendriticum
Lineage: Eukaryota; Metazoa; Platyhelminthes; Trematoda; Plagiorchiida; Dicrocoeliidae
Source: the annotation of a GenBank genome assembly